Funneliformis caledonium is the source of this 1617-nucleotide messenger RNA. The record is from the annotation of a GenBank genome assembly. NCBI's taxonomy places the organism in Eukaryota, Fungi, Glomeromycota, Glomeromycetes, Glomerales, Glomeraceae.
AUGUAUUUCCCAGAAGGAAGUUCUAGUUCUAGUUCUUCUCCCUCAAAGGUUUUUUAUUCACAACCAUUUACCAGUCAGUUAAAAGUGAAUGAAAGUUCGCAACGGAGUUCGAAACCUAACACUCCUGUGACCAAAACUUUCACCACUUCUACUGAAGUUAUAGUGCUUUCCUCAGAUUCUGAAGAAGAAACUGAAUUAGUUAGCACUAGUAAUAAAGUUGUGUCUAAUAAAGCUAAAGGCAAAGAACGAGAACCUGGUAUUGAACGAGGUUUUGAUACAAUUUCUUCUGUUGAUACCAUUAAAUUAAAUGAAAUUCGUGCUGGUAAACCACUUGGAGUUCAUAAUAAAGGUAAAGGCAAAGAACUAGAUCAUAUUAAAGUAGAUCCAGGUGAUGAACUUGUUGACAUGGAAAUUGAUUCUGACAGUCCGCACCCUACAAAAAAUAUUCCGCAGCAGUCAAGUUAUGUUAAGAAAGUGGUUGAAUUUUUUAAAUCAUAUGAUUACACGUUUGAUAUUUUUGAUAUUGUAAUUGAUUUAUCAAACAAAUAUCAAGAAAUUUAUCAAGGAGAUAGCGUUCGUCUACGAAAGUAUCAUAAUAAUCCUUGCGUUUUGCUUGAUUUAUUAAAAUCUCAUCUGUCUAAUAAGCUUGAUUUGGUGAACGAUCAUGAAGAAAAUUUUAUUAAUUUAGAUAAGUUAGCAAAGGAAUAUUAUGAAAAGCUAAGAAACGCAGAAAUAAGUCGACAGGGAUUAUAUAGGAAUUCUAUUCUAAGUAAUAAAUUUCAUUCGACCGCUCAAUCCCUUAAUCAAGAAAGGAGGUGCUAUUUAACCUCUUUGCCUCAAAAACGAAAGAGGAAAAGAGACAAAAAGAGUCAGCAAAUCAUCGAAAAUACCAAGGCUUUAGAUGUACCCGAAGCAGAUCUUGUCAAAAUCAUGGGUUCUGCAUUACAACCACCUCAAAAGAAAGUAAAGACUGGUGAUGUACAGAAAACGGAUCACCAGUCGAUGAUGAAUUCAAUUUCUCAAAUGACAGAUAACCUUUCCCUUUCGUCAUCAACAAGUGGAGGUUGCAACUUUUCCACAUCAGCUCAAGGGAGUAGACAAUCAUCUGAGAAUCCUAAUAUGGCAAUAGUGGCUUCAACAUCAAAUGCGAGAAAACACACUGUAGAAAUUGUUACCGAUUCAUGCCCACAAUCAGAAACCAUUUCAUACGAAAUCAACCCAAGUCCAGUAAACAACGUCGAGAUGCGUAGUCUUAAAUCUCGUGAAAUAAAGCAACCCGAGACGGAAAAUCGUUAUAAGAUUAUGAUGGCUGAUGCCAUACAAAAAUUGGCUAUCGCAACUCUCGCUAUGAAGCAUAAUCCUGAAUAUGGGCCUUGUGAAUUAGAAAGCGUUGUUAAUAAAUUUAAGAUAAAGAAAUUAGGAAAAGAUCCUAAAUUAACGAAACAAUCCUAUAGUAAUACGUUGUUGGAAAUCUUUAAUAAUGGUGGUAUAGACACGGUUAUGGAUCGACUAGAAGAAAAUCUGUCUUCCCAUUUAAAAUGUCAACCAAAGGAUGAGAAGAGAAAUAGGAAGAGAUCGGCUGCUGUAAACGAUGAACAGUCAAUGAAUGAAAAGUAG